Aphanomyces invadans is the source of this 1516-nucleotide messenger RNA. RefSeq lists its product as hypothetical. The coding region runs from base 59 to 1273 and encodes 404 amino acids. The record is from RefSeq and is a predicted model, not a curated record. The transcript has 4 exons. Lineage: Eukaryota; Oomycota; Saprolegniomycetes; Saprolegniales; Verrucalvaceae.
GCAGAUUCCGAAGUUUGCCCAUCGCCCGCCUCCACGUGCACUUUCCAUCGCGCCAGACAUGCCGCAAGUCGACGACGCUACUGCGGCCAUUGCCGAAAACUCUGUGAAACCUGCUUCUGUGUCGGUGGACAAUGAGACCGAGCCGGAACCGACCCCAAAGUCUACGACUUCAUCGGACGACGUUGAUGUCCAGGCUCUGCAAGCAAAAGUGAGCGCCCUCUCCGAUGAAAUUAACGGGCUCUACGAUCAAUUGGAGUCGGCAGACGCCGAGCGGCAGCCAUUGCGCCGAUCAUUGAGCUUGAAGGAACUGGCAGUAACGGAAUUAACCGCGCGUGUGGCCGACUUGGAACGCCGACUUGCGAACGACAAGUCGGAAUAUGAAAAGGCCGUGUCGACGCGUGAUCAGUCCAUUGAUGUAUUGCAGAAGAAACUCCACGAACUCAAGCGCGAAAUGAACGUGCUUACGGACGACUACGAGUCCGUGUCAGAGGAAAAGCACGACUUGGAAGAGCAGCUGGACAAGGAGCACACCCAGCUCAUCAAUCUUCAGGACGAGCUCGCCGAAAUGGACACCCUCGUCGCCGAGCUGCGCGACGAAAUCGAGCGGCUGAAACAGCGCAACGAGCAGGAUGCCAUUGCGAUUGAAGAGGCACAGGCCGCGACUGCUUCCGCGGUGCAGUCACGUGAUGCCUUAGCAGCUGACACGGCGGCAAAAUUGUCGGCGUUGGCCAAAGCGAACGCUGCCCUGGAAGCCACUCUGGCUGCAGCCACCAGCGACCACGAAAAGCGAGCCACCGCAUAUCAACAGCAAGUUGAGACGCUGACAGCCCAGUACGAGGCGAGGGUGGCGACGGCGAAGUCUUCGGAGCAGCGUCAAAAGAACUUGGAAGCCGAGUGCGCCUCGUUGAAAGCGUCCCUGGACGAGUUCCACACGGCCGCUGCGUCGGUUGCGAUGUCGGCCGCCCAAGAGGAUCUGGAGAUGAAGGUCGCACAGUUGGAGGCCGCGAAAGCCACGCAAGAACACGAAUGGGCCAAGGCCGAGCGCAGUUGGAAGAAACAAGUCCAAGAGCUCACGGAACGAUGCGAUGCGGCAACGUCGGCUGCCGUCGAGUGGCAGCGCGGUCGCGACCACGCGGUCACGAUGAACGAGCACUUGUCGGCCGAAGUCGAGUCGCUCAACAAAGGAAGGGUAUGGAAUCCUGUGAUCCACGCCGUGUGCUUGUUUGCAGGCAUGGCGUUCGGAAUCAAGGCAUUUCACGGCCCGCUCGCUUGAGGUGGCUUCCUCGGUCCACCCUGGUUGUCUCAACUUAAUUACUUCUUUCCAAGCGUCGUCGUACUCCACUUUUGUUUAUCGACACGAUGAUGCGGAAGCAUGGCAUUCCGUUUCAGAUGAACGAUGCGAGAGCGAAGUGUCGGCGGCGGCAGCGGCCAGUCAAGUGAUUCUCGUGGCUGUGCACUCGAGCAUCGCGACAAAUGGUCUGAACCCUUCCAUUGGUGUCGAGAAGUUGGUUCAGUC